Molecule: messenger RNA, 1691 nt
Organism: Solanum dulcamara
Lineage: Eukaryota; Viridiplantae; Streptophyta; Magnoliopsida; Solanales; Solanaceae
Product: premnaspirodiene oxygenase-like
Exons: 2
Coding region: 1-1515 (504 amino acids)
Molecular function (GO): monooxygenase activity; oxidoreductase activity, acting on paired donors, with incorporation or reduction of molecular oxygen; iron ion binding
Source: RefSeq, a predicted model, not a curated record
AUGGAUGAGUUUCAACACUUUCUUUCAUUUUCACUUUUUAUCGUCUUUCUCUUUCUAAUAAUUCAAAAUUGGAACAGGAACUCGAAAACCCCGAAGAAAAAGCUACCACCAGGCCCGUGGAGGUUACCUAUUAUUGGAAGUGUACAUCACUUGACAAGUGGAGUACCACAUCGAGUUCUCCGAAACUUGUCACAAAAAUAUGGACCCAUUAUGUACUUACAACUCGGGGAAGUUCCCACAAUAGUUGUCUCCUCCCCACACAUGGCCAAACAAAUUUUAAAAACUCAUGACCUCGCUUUUGCAUCUAGGUCGGUAACCAUGUUGGGAAAAAUUAUUUGUUAUACCUGUACUGACAUUGCAUUUUCUCCCUAUGGUGAUUACUGGAGACAAAUGCGUAAAUUGAGCGUCUUGGAGCUACUUAGUGCCAAGAUGGUCAAGUCCUUUAGCUCAAUUCGACAAGAUGAGCUCUCAAUUCUCCUAUCAUCCGUUGACUCAAUGGUAGGUUCGCCAAUCAACUUAACAGAAAAACUUUUAUGGUUUAUGAAUGCCUCGACAUGUAGGUCAGCAUUUGGGGAAGUAUGUAAAGAUAGAGAUGAGUUGAUAACGUUGAUUCAUCGAGCACUGUCAUUAUCUAGUGGAUUUGAGUUGGCUGAUUUGUUCCCUUCGAAAACAUUUCUACAUGGGAUUAGUGGGAUGGAAUCUAAACUUAUGAAAGCUCGUAAUAAGGUAGACACAGUCUUGGACAACAUUAUCAAUGUGCAUAGAGAGAAUCGCACAAAGGGAAAAAAUUGUAAUGGUGAGUCUGGAGUUGAAGAUCUGAUCGAUGUUUUUUUAAGAGUCAUGGAAGGCAGUGAAUUUCAAUUUCCUCUAACAAAUGAAAAUAUCAAAGCAGUUAUUCUUGACAUGUUUGUAGCAGGAUCAGAUACAUCAUCUUCAACUGUUAUUUGGGCAUUAUCAGAAAUGAUGAAGAGUCCAAGUGUCAUGGCCAAAGCACAAGCUGAAGUGAGAGAAGUUUUUAAGGGAAAGAUUACUUGUGAUGCUGAUACUGACCUUGAAAAGCUUGAUUACCUAAAGCUAGUGAUCAAAGAGACACUUAGAUUACACCCUCCAACUCCCUUGUUGGUCCCUCGAGAAUGCAGGGAGGAAACAAAGAUAGAUGGAUUUACUAUACCGUUGAAAAGCAAAAUCUUGGUUAAUGUAUGGGCGAUUGGAAGGGAUCCCGAGAAUUGGGAAAAUCCUGAAUGUUUCAUACCAGAAAGAUUUGAGAAUAGUUCAGUUGAGUUUACUGGAAAUCACUUUCAACUUCUUCCGUUUGGUUCAGGAAGACGAAUGUGUCCAGGAAUACAUUUUGGUAUAGCUCUUGUUACUCUACCGUUAGCCCAUUUGCUUUACAAGUUUGAUUGGAAACUUCCAGAAGGAUUUAAUGCAAGGAAUUUGGACAUGACUGAAUCAAAUGGAAUAACUGCUAGAAGAGAGAAUGAUCUUUACUUGAUCGCUACAUCUAGCUCGUUUUAGUAACUGAGUUCGUAAUAAAAUAUGUAUGGAUUCAUCUAAAUCCAAAGGUAGUACGCUGGCUUUGCCCCUAUCAGAAAUAUCGCUUUAAAUAAUAAUGUUGAAUAAUGGAUCAUAUAUUUUCUUUUCAUCUAGUUUUGUUAUACUAUGAUGAAUAAGGGAUCAUAUAAAUGAAGUAU